AUGACCAUUGAUGGCAAGUUCUCCAAUGAUAUGUUCACAGAACGUCUGUCAACGUCUAUGCAGCCAGUUUUGGCCUCCUGCUUCAAUGAUCUAGACAUCCCAAAACUUGUCAAAAUGGCUGAUUGUACGAUGGUGGUCGAGCGUUUGUUUUCCUCGAUGGUUGCUCGGGUCUCGCAGAUUUCCCAUGCAUCCACAUAUGACCUGGCGAAGCCCAAGGCACAGAUAGCCAAACUGUUGGCGACGGUUGCCACUGUGCAUCUGCGUCACUUUGCUGACUCACCUCGGCACAUGUAUUGCCGAGACCGCCACCAUUCCUGCCCUCACCUUAAGACUGCUAAUCUCGGGUGGUAUCACGUAGAUGCUGGUGAUGAGGCACAACGUUGUGUCCUGACCUGUCCAUUCAAGUUUUCGCGAGGUAACUCCUUGGCCUGAGAAUAAGUGCGGCCGAGCUCUCUGUGAACCCUGUUAAGGCCUGCGAUAGCAAGAGAGACAGACGUUUCCAAGUCAAUGCUGACGCAUAAAUCAGGGCUAUUCCUCCUAUCCCAGCCGACCGACACUGUCUCGACCGAGGUGUUCUUCCUCAGGCCAAGAAACUUCUCCGCAAUCGCAACCUCUGGAUCGGGGUUCCUCUCCAUGGACACUGGUUUAAGACGACUAUUCCCCUGGAUCUUCGUGGUAGCUGAUGUUCCUACCGCUAUCCUUGAUGUUGGUUGUCUGACCGCUGCCGACUUUCUGGUUAAUUGCAGGCUACUCCACCUCCAUGAUCGCGGCAUCACCCUCUCCGUCAAAGGAUUUCACCCAUCUUCUGCUUCCAACUAUCUGUCUGGCUUUGACCCGAACCCUGAGUUCUCCACUCCGGAAACUUCUGGCCGAAUAUCCUGGUCUCACUAAACCCCACUUUCCCACUCCUCAUUGCACCAUGAUAUUGUUCAUCACGCCAAAACAACUGGUUCUCCUGUGUUCCCUCACCCCGACGUCUUGCUUCCACCAGUCCUGCGCCCGACUGAGCUGAUUCUGACCACACUUCGCAGCUAUGGAUCAUUGAGCUGACUAACGGUUUCUGAGCAUCUCUAUUGCGCAUGGCUUCAAGCCACAGACGGACAAGUGGCGUCCUUGCGGCUAUUACAGAGUCCAAAAAACAUCACUAUGUCUGGUAGGUACCCGGUUCUUCAUCUCCAGGACUUUGCACGAACUCCAUUCGGCAAAACUGGUAUCUCGAAAACCGACUUGGUCCGGGAUUACCAUCAAGUUUCGAUUGCGCCCGAGGGCGUCCCCAAAACGGCGGUUAUGACUCCUUUUGGCUUGUUCGAAUUUCUCCUCGUGCUGUUUGGUCUCAAAAAUUCCUCGCCUUUUUGUUUAGGCUUAUACUGACAGCGUUUUAGUCGCCGACCCGGAUGUCGAGGAACAUGUCCAAGACUCUACUUUGUUUUUCGACCGUCUCCAGAAGUCCAGUAUCACUCUGCGUCCUGCUAAAUGCGUCAUGGAAGUCGCUUCUCAUGGGUUCUUAGGUCAUUAUAUCGACUCCAACGGCAUUUGUCCCCUUCCUCAAAAGUCGGGGUUAUUCGGGACUUCCCACGCCCUAUCUAUAAGCGUCAGUUGCCGGUUCCUCAUUAACUGUGCUCAAACCACCCUCCCGCCGACCAACCUCCAUUCAGUUUCUAGGUUCACCUUUGAAUUUACACCGGUAACACGCACAUUAUUUGAGAGGAUAAAAGCUCUUUCGACCGACGCUACCCUCCUGACGCACAUAUAUUUCUAGCGGUCGAUACUUCUAAUGUUGUCGUUGGUGCGGUUCCCCAAGAAAGUAUCUCAAAUUAGAUUGUGCUUUUGUUCUUCUUCUUCUUCUUUUGAAAAAACAAAACAGAGACGAGACUCGCUAAAACACAUUCAGGCGUGAACUUCUUGCGAUUUUUUUAGUUGUGAAGCACUUUGGGAAUGUACUGGAAGGUCUAGAGUUCAAUAUACAGUGAGUGACCUAACUCAUGAAAUGUGUCGAAAUUUACGAAUGAAUGCCAAUCACUCGCAAACCGACACCAUUUGAUUAGUCCGAUUUCUAAGCUAAUGAACUACAAGUUCAAAAGAAUUAAAAAAAUAAAAGAAUUGUUAAUAGCCGUGUUGCGUUAGUUAGAAAUGCCGAUUUAUUUUGAAAAGCACAAGAUCUCGAAAACGUCUGAAAGGGCUCUAAUUGAGUAAAGUUCGUUUUCAGAUGUAUAGAAUGUAUUCUCAUAGCAAAAACGCAGUUAAUAUGAAAUUAGACAUAAAACGGCGUCUAAUAACAGUGUUUCAGUGAAUUUUACAUUUAAAUACAGCUUAAUAAGUAGUGUGCUUUCGUUUAUGACGGUUUUUCAACUGCCUAAUUCCUGACUGCAGAUUCCAAGGCAGUUUUCCAGUAAGUCCUCUUAUUUUUUUAUUUCUUCGAAGUAAAUGAGAUGGGGUUGAACAAGAGAAGCUGGAUUUUGCUUGACUUCACCGAUGCGGACGUCGUAUGAUCAAAAGUUUUCAUAAGGUUACAUGCCAUGAGGCCGGUCAGUGUCUAAUAAAUUUAAAUAGAACUGACAGGCGUGAUCGUAAUCAUACCAUUUUGUGUUUAAAGAGAGAAAUCCUCUUCCGAGAUCGACCUCACCGAGAUGGCUGUUGAACGACGUCGCGUCCGUACGCCCUGCAAGAGAAUGUCUUCGGACUGUAACUCCAGGACCUGCCACUGACUACUGGUUACAACACCAUCAUUUGCGACGUCUCCACCGCAUUCCAUCGUCCCGUUGUGCCGCCAUCCCUUCGUAGCAAAGCUUUCUCCUCCUCGCACAACCUCUCUCGCCCUGGGAGUCACAGUGACGACAAAUUGACUUACGACCGCAUCGUCUGGCCUAGGAUGAAAAAGGAACUGACAGCACAAACCCAGGUUUUUUAUCUCUUGUUACCGAGAAAGGUCCAGCGGCACAAAAAGGCUUCCAUUGCCACCUUUCCCAGUCGAGUCGAUGUAGUCGAGUCCAUGUAGAGUCGAGUCCAUGUAGACAUUGUAGGCCUCCUGUCCCUCUCCAAAGAUUGUUCCGAUCAUGUAACCUGAGUGUAUUGAUUCACUCGGUGGCCAGAAGCCAUUCUUCCGCCUGACAGCGAGAUGUUGAUAGUGGUUAGAGUAUUUCUCCGUCGUCGGGUUACCAUCUUUAAUGAGCCCUUUUCUAACACGACUGACCAUGGUGCUCAGUUCGAAUCUCACCUCUUUCAAUCUUUUCUCUCCUUUUAGGCUGCACUCGCAUUUGCACGACACCCUACCACUCUAAUGUCAACGAGAUGGCUGAGCGGUUCCACAACCACCCUACACGCGGCAGAGGACCUGGAGAACUGGACGAACCAUCUCUCCUUGGUGCCGUUGGGCAUCAAUUCCGUCCUGGAGUCGGAAAUCGACUGUCCCGCCGCUGAAUUAGUGUUCGGUGCCACCGUCCGAAUUACCUGUGCGACGGAGGAUCCUACCAACCUCCUGCACAGUCCCUGA
Spirometra erinaceieuropaei is the source of this 3490-nucleotide messenger RNA. Lineage: Eukaryota; Metazoa; Platyhelminthes; Cestoda; Diphyllobothriidea; Diphyllobothriidae. The record is from the annotation of a GenBank genome assembly.